Molecule: messenger RNA, 2495 nt
Organism: Nasonia vitripennis (jewel wasp)
Lineage: Eukaryota; Metazoa; Arthropoda; Insecta; Hymenoptera; Pteromalidae
Gene: Eps-15
Product: epidermal growth factor receptor substrate 15-like 1
Exons: 13
Coding region: 265-2328 (687 amino acids)
Biological process (GO): endosomal transport; endocytosis
Cellular component (GO): cytoplasm; plasma membrane
Molecular function (GO): protein binding; calcium ion binding
Source: RefSeq, a predicted model, not a curated record
AAUACCAGGAGAGCGAGUUUUCCAAAUUCUUUAGCUGGCAAGAGAAAUGAUGAUAUAAAAAGCAAUCCGUAUGCUAAGGUGUCAGGAGUCCAUGUUUUAAUAUAUGAAUCAUACUACAACCUGGUUGAUCCAAAUCAUCAUGGUCGAGUUGGUGCAUUGGACGCCGCUAAAUUUCUUAAGAAAUCUCAUUUAAGUGAUAUAAUUCUCAGUAAAAUAUGGGACUUAGCUGAUCCAGAAUCUCGAGGAUAUUUGGAUAAACGCGGCAUGUUUGCAGCUUUAAAAUUAUGUGCUUUAGCUCAACAAGGUCAUAAUUUAAAUAUUUUAAAUCUUCAUAUGGAUAUUGAUCCGCCAAAGAUGGGUGACAUCCUGAAUACCAUCAAAUCUGCACCAUGUACGCAUUCCUCUUUCACUCCAACUGUAAAAGGUAACUGGUCCAUUAGUCCUUUGGAAAAAGCUAAAUAUGAGCAAUUAUUUCGAAGUUUGGAACCUAUUAAUGGAUAUAUACCUGGAAAUAAAGUAAAAGGAGUAUUAAUGGAUAGCCAACUGCCUUUAGAGACUCUUGGAAAAAUCUGGGAUCUUGCUGACAUCGAUAAAGAUGGCAAAUUAAAUCAACAGGAAUUCACAAUAGCUAUGCAUUUAGUAUACAAAGCAUUAGAAAAGUACACUGUGCCAAGUGAACUACCCGCUGAACUGGUAAAUAUCAAGGCUAGCCAAACAGAUAUGAUUUCGAAAAUUGAUGUAUUAUUAACUUCUGUAUCUGGAGCUAUAUUACCUACAGAUUCUGAUGCUGCAGCAAAAGAAAUAAUUUCUCUUGAGUGGGUUGUUUCUAAUGAAGAUAAAGUGAAUUCUGACAAAUUAUUUGUCCAAGCAGAUGAAGAUUUAGAUGGUUUUGUAUCAGGAAUUGAAAUUAAAGAUAUAUUCUUUCAAAGUGGUCUUACGCAAACAGUGUUAGCUCAAAUUUGGAGUCUCUGCGACAUAUCUCAAAAUGGAAAACUCAACAACGAACAGUUUGCUUUAGCAAUGUGGUUAAUAAAGAAAAAAUUACAUGGGGUUGAUUUACCAAAGAAGUUAACUCCAGAAAUGAUUCCUCCAUCAUUUAGACAGAAAAGUGCACAAACUAUUUUGGACAAUAACAACUUAUGUGCUUUUUCAAACCCAGAGCUUGAUAUGAUAAGUAAAGAUAUAAAGGAAUUAAUUCAAGAAAAACAUGGCUUGGAACAAGAUAUUUCACAAAAAGAAGCUGAUAUCAAAAUUAAAAAUGGAGAAAUUAAAAGUCUUCAAAGCGAACUGGAUACUCUAGCAGCAACCUUGAAACAGCUUGAUAAUCAAAAAGUAGAGGCACAAAAAAGAUUAAAUGACCUUCAAACUCAGGUUGAAAAACUUCGGCAACAAGCGUCAGACCAAGAAUCUAACCUUCAUGUUCAUGAAAGCGAAUUAAAUAAUAAACGUCAAGAAAUCGAAUGUCUAAAGGAAGCUGAACAAAAUCUAGAAACUAAACAACAUAGUUGUAAUCAAAAUUUAAAUAGUCUAUCGCAGCUUUUACAAAGCGUCCAAUUACAAAUUAGUCAAACUAAAGCUAAGAUGACGCAGCUUGAAGAGCAGCAACGUCAGAUAGUUGAUGUUAUAACGCAAUAUGAUGCUGCAUUAACAAUUGGGGAUGCUUCUGUUAUAACUGACUCUCUGUUAGCGUUUAAAGCUCAACUAAAUAGAACCACUUAUUCUCUCAAAAGUGUUAAUGAUACAGGAAAUCUUAAGCAAAUGAAUAACAAGGAUUCAUAUAAUAACAACGAUGUAGUAGAGAAUGAUAACAACUUCACUUCGUUGGAAAAUAGAAAAAAUGAUAAUGAAAUUGACAGAGAUCCAUUUGAGAACAAUCUAUAUGAAGGAAGAAAUCAGGAAAUGCCUUCCAGUUUUUUUGAUACUAGUAUCACAAAAUCAUAUGACCCAUUUAAUGAUAAAUUACAUGACAGUAAAUUGUUUGAAUCUAAACAGGAUCCUUUUGGUGAUGAUCCAUUUGCUGCGUUACAUGCUCCAACACGAUCUGACAGUCCUAGUCCAGCGCUGCCACCAAAAAAAACUAAGUUACCACCACCACGACCAGCACCACCCCGACCAAUGCAAGGCCCUCAAUUAUCUUCAACGUCGACAGUACCAGGAUCAGCUUUUGUUGCUUCGCAUUCAGAUCCUUUUGCUGAAAAAGCUGUUUCUUUUCAUACUGACACAACAGAUUCAUUUGAAUUCGCAGAUUUUGCUAAUUUUGACUCCAAGGGAACUACUCUGGUAGAAAAUUCAGCUGUAAAACUGGUGAGCAGACUAGUGACUAGCUAGUGAUAACUGGCCAGUUUGAAGUACAUGUCACUGGCUAAGAACUACUAAGAAUAAUUUAAACAAAUCUAUCAUAGAAAUAAACAGAUAUUAUAAGAACAAUCAAAAUAUAUUUAAUUACGAUAAUUAUUUUCAAUUAAAAAUCUGCUUAAAUCUACCGUUUACCUAAA